Homarus americanus (American lobster) is the source of this 1087-nucleotide messenger RNA. RefSeq lists its product as uncharacterized. The transcript has 2 exons. Bases 17 to 538 code for a protein of 173 amino acids. The record is from RefSeq and is a predicted model, not a curated record. NCBI's taxonomy places the organism in Eukaryota, Metazoa, Arthropoda, Malacostraca, Decapoda, Nephropidae.
CACGAGCAGCGGCCCCAUGGCGUAUCUGUCGGAGAUGUUUGAAGUGAGCGACUCCUCGGACGACACCUAUGAUCCUGACGACUACUCUGAUUCUGACGAGUAUUCCUACCCUCUCUCCUGCUCCUCUACGGAUAUGUUAGGUGAAGGGAGCGGAGAAGGGCGCUACUUCCUGAGGCCACGACCACAAAAGCCGCCACAGAACAACCCACUGCUCGUCGUGGAGACCCCAAGUACCUUCUCCCGCAUCGUGCAGUAUCUUGAGGCAUAUAAUAGACGUAAGUCCCGGUCUCGGGUGUGGCAGUUGUCGCUCUCUCGACUAACACAGAGAUUCGACACUCGGGGAGCAGCCAAGCCCAGCAAUACUGCCCAUGGCGCCGCAAGUACUAGUGCCACGAUACUAGGAGAGCCAAGUACCAGUGCCACGGUACUAGGAGAGACAAGUACCAGUGCCACGAUACUAGGAGAGCCAAGUACCAGUGCUACGGUACUAAGAAAGCCAAAUACCACUGCCACAAUACUAGGAGGAAGCAACUAUUAGCCCCACAGUACUGUACUGUGCCAAGAAAGGCAAAAACCGAUGUCACGGAGAUGUACCAUGGAUACUCGGGUGAUUAUCAUCGAUAUUUUUAAGGUAAUACAUAUAUUGUACUUUAUAUGUAUUCGGUAAAAGGGAAGAUUUUAUUAAGAAAAAAAAAAAAUAUUUGUGAAACCUGAGGUAGAUAGAUAGAUUGAUUAAUUGAAUCGGUAUAAUCAUCGUAAAAGAUGACAAUUGGUUUGGUAUGAAAUAAACAAUACAGGUGUUUACUUUCAAUAGCAUUCUUUGCUUAGUUUUAAUUACUAAUAAAUAAUAAUAUACCUACGUGAAGAAAAAAGUUGAUACAUAGAAAAAUGCUUGGACUAUCCGAGGCUGACAGAGCACUUCAACAUUCUGUGGUUUGUUACAUAGAUAAAAUCUCUUCUCUUGCUAUGGCUUCAUCACGUAUCUAUUUUUAAGUCAACUGUUUGAUUACAUUCCUGUCCCAGUUAUUUCAGCUACAUGUUCGUUGAUCAUCUUCAUAUAAUGUUGUGAUAAGAAUAAAGUCAUUUG